AUGUCAAUAUUUCAAAAACAGCUUGACUCGUAUAAGAAAAACAUAGAAGAAUUGAAAAAGGUAGACGAAGUCGAAGAAGAGCCUUAUGAAGACGAUUUUAGCAAUUCUCCUUCUCCUGCCAAAAAAGAAGUAGCCAAACCUUCAGCACAGUCAACUAUUGCAAAAAUCCAAGAACAAGCCCGGGAAAAGGCGAAUAAAGAAAUAGAGGAGCUGUCGAAAACUGAUACGAUCUUGAACAAUUUCAAAAGGUUCCUGGCAAAAGAAAAAAGGACGAAAUUCAUAAGCUCUUGUGAAGGCCAAGAUACAGGAAAACUAGGGUAUUCUUUUUUAUAUUGUCUCUAAUCUAAUUAUUUUAAGUUUUAAUUACUAUUUAUAUAUAAAUAUAGCAUUUAGUUUUUAUUAUAAAUACUAAAAAACUGAUACAUUACAGUGUAUAUCACCUUUAUGGCCUUCAGCAGAUCAUUAAAAAACUUAGGCUUCAGACUACUUUUUGACCAAGUCAGGACCCUAGUAGAAAUUCUUAAUGUUUAUGACCAAGCCAGAGACAGAGUAUUCUACUAUAAAGCUGUAGGCGCCGCUUUCAGGAAACUUUAUCUAAAGCAGCCAUAUGUGAUCCCUCAAAAGCUAUCCCAGUCUGACGCAAUUGUGAAAAUACAAAGGAUUUUUAGAAAGGUUAAAGAACAAAGAAUGAAUAAAAAUAAAAGGAAACCAGGGCAAAAAGAAAGCGAAAUCAAGCAAAUUGACCCAAAAAUAAUUAUACAAGGAAUAGCACAAAAAAUUAGCUCAAGUGACAAAACGCUGCUGCAGACUUUUCAAGAGAUAGAUAAGGAUGGCAGUGGGUUUAUUGAGAAGCCUGAGGUAGAACUGCUGAUGGUUGAGUAUGGAUUAAAUCUUACCCAACAAGAAUUAUGCCUAUCCAGCUAACUUUGGUAUUAAAACUAUAGAAAAUAGGCUUAUUUUAAAAGAAAAUAAUAUAAUAAUAUUGAUUUUUUAUAAACCAAAGAGAAUAGAUGCUGCAUUUGAUAUCUUAGACGAAGGAAAAAACGGAAAAAUCACUUUUCGCACCCUUUCCAGAGUAGUCCGAGACUCAGCCCCCACAAAAAAAGAUGUCCUGGCUUCUGUAACAGUAUCAGAGCAAGAAAAAGAGCUCGCCCUCACUGAAAUCCUCCAAGGUAUCCAAAAAGCUAUAAACGAAUCCAACAUCACAAUAGACUCAGUUUUCAAGCUUUUUGACGUCAAACAAAGCGGAAAAAUCACUUUUGACGCUUUUUAUACCGUGAUGAAAAAAAUUUAUCAUUUUUCUAUUAAAUUAUAUCAAAAAACUUUAUAAAAUGCUAAAAAAAUAAGUCAAGGGAAAACAAUAUACCCCAAAUUACUCACAAUUUUAUAUUAGACAGGUUUUUAACCAUAUUGAUGAGUCUCAUGAUGGAAAUAUUACUUUUGAAGAAUUCAGUAAUGUAUUUUUUAAGAAAAAAGAAACGCCAGCUGAAAUGCUGAAGAGGAAAGAACAGGAAGAAGAAAAAAUGAAGAAAGAAAAGGAGAUUAAAUUUGAUAGGGAUUCAUUGAGUGCGAGGAUUUUGGAAGAAAUUAAGACUGAAGAGGCAGCUAAACAGUCACCUUUUUCGUUGAAGAAUAUUAUAGGAGAGUCACAGAAAACAGAAGAAAUUGGAAAAAAAGUUGAAGAAACAAAGAGGCCUGAAGAGUUUGGAAGAAAACCUGAAGAAUUUGGAAGAAAACCUGAUGAAUUCAGUAGAAAGCCUGAAGAAUUUGGUAGAAAACCUGAAGAAUUUGGUAGAAAGCCUGAUGAAUUCAGUAGAAAGCCUGAAGAGCUUGGCAGGAAGCCUGAAGAGUUUGGCAGAAAACCUGAAGAAUUUGGUAGAAAGCCUGAAGAGUUUGGUAGAAAACCUGAAGAAUUUGGUAGGAAACCUGAAGAAAAAAAAUUUGACCCAACUAAGCCUCCAGAAUCCCAAAAACCAUCAGAAGCCCCAAAAACAUCUCCAAAAGAGCCAAUCCCCGAAGUAAAGCCAACCCUUCGAGAAGAAAUUGAAAAGCAGCAAAAAAGAAUAGAAGAUGAAGAAAGGAAAAAAAUAAUGGACAAGCUUGAAGCUGAAAGAGACCCAUGAAAAAAGAAGCUAGAAGAACAGAAGAAAAAAGAAAAAGAGCUCUAUGAGGCCAAGCUUAAAAAAGAAGAAGAGGAAAAGAAAAAAAAAUCCCUCAUGGGGUCUAUUUUAGCUAAAACUACAGCUAGCAAUAAAGGGCAGUCUUAUCGAAGCUCAGGAAAAGGCUCAUUCCGCGGGACCAGAGGCGUUUCCCCUGCCAAACCUAAGCCGACUCUUCAAGAAAAAGCUUCAAAACUGGUCCCUAAGCCACAGGAAAGCCAAAUUGUCCUUAAAGCUCAAAGCAAAGAACUCCAAGAAAUGGUAAAAAAUGAGUUUUUGAUGCCAAUCCUUACCAGCGCUGGAAGAAAUAAAUGUUGACGUCGAGGAAGAUGGACUCCGAGAUAAAAACCUUAUGGAGUAGGAUCCGUCCUGGUGAAGCUGAAUAUGUGCUUCUGUCACUUUUCGAAGUAGGCCUUAGGUUUGGGAUGAUGAGGAGAUCAGUUUUUUUUCUCUCCCUGUUUGGUUUCCCUGUCCCUGCCAGAUGGACUAGACAGGUUUUGCCUCCCACUUAGUCUUUAACUUAUCGGGACUAAUGGGGCUUCCUCAAGAGAUGGCUCUAACCUAGAAGAUAAUCCUUGGGUUUUACUCGAGAUAGGCAGGCUAGUGGUCUAUCCGUUUAUGAAAUUAUAACACUUAACUUAGCUUACUAGCGCCGUCGCCCAUGGAGAAUCUAUUAAGCUGGCAAGGUCUAUUCAAAAGCAAUUCGAAAAGCGAGGUGUGAUCAAGCAUGUUUAUGUUUGGGAUCAAGAAUGGGAACAAGCCAUUAAUAACCCUCUUCCCAGGUCUUUAUGAGGGUCAGGACUGCUUGGCCGUGCUGGCUAUUUAGACCACCAAGGCUGCUUAGCCCAAUUUGAUCUCUCCUCAGGGUCUUCACUGUCUUCUCUUCAUUUAGGCACUCGGGCGCCUCUUCAAAAUGUCCCAUUACUUGGAGCUGCUUGUGACGAGUCUUCAAAUAGACUUUAUACCUUAAAUAAACAGUGGGUUAUUGACGUGUGGGAGCUUAUCCAAAGCACAAGUGUUCCUAUCCAACGAAUAAGUGUCCUUAGUAAAUCAGCCAGCCACGACUAUGUAGAAAAAGCUUAUAAUUACCGCCACAGAGACCUUUUCCCUAACCUAAUAUCUUUAUCUGCCCAAAAAAGAAUCCUCAUAAACGCGACCUGUGCUAAUGGCUUUGUCUACUGCUACGACCCAGUCUCUUUUAACCUCUUAUGAAGAAUCAGGGUCACCAUCAGUGAGCUGCAAAUCCCUAAGCCAAUUUUAGACGCCUUAGACCAGCUUGUAUAUGUAAUAAAAGAAUGUGGGAAAAUUGGCAUCCAUGAAGACCGCGUUUUUAAGCUUUUAGACCGAAAUGGGGAUGGCGUGAUUUCUUAUGAGGAACUUAAGAGCGCAAUAUUAGACUUAAAUCUGCCUAUGACAGAAGGACAAAUAAAAGGACUUUUCAGGGCUAUGGACGUAAAUUCGACUGGGUCUGUGUCUAUUGAUGAAUUUUGGGGAGCUUUGUACUAUAGAAAACAGACUGUAGAAGAUACUGAAGAGCAAGGGAAGGCACAAAUUAUAAUCCCUGAGUGGGUGACUCAUGCUAAUGAUAAUGAAAAAGUAAAAGAAACGCUUUAUAAGCUGUUUAAAGCAUUAGAAAACAAAGGAUACUCUGCACAGCAGCUGUUUUCUGUAUUUGACUCUGAUAAUAGUGGUGUUAUAACCCGCUCAGAGUUUUUCCGAGCCUUAUCUACCAUGCAUAAUUAAUAUGAUGGCGGCGAAAAAAUAUGUCCUUACUGAUGAUGCACCACUUUGGGUGCCAAAUGGCUUUAUAGCCGAAACCAAGGCUCAGGCCCUUUGAUUCUAGUCCUAACUCCCCCCCCCCUCCGUGAGCGAACAAAAAAUUUUUGUUCGCUCACGGAGGGGGGUUAAUUUUUAUUUUUUAAAAAAAAUUAUAUAUAAAAUUUUUAAUUGUAAAAUAAUAUUUUUUUUAUAAGUUGAAAAUUAUUUUAAAAAUAUUAUGGGGGGAGAGUAAGGGAAUUUCCCAAAAAAAAAAGAAUACCAUUUGAUUAAAGGUAAAAACACAGCUUAAUUUUUCAAUAAUUUAAUAAUCAAUAAACCUAUUAGUAAUAAAUAUAUGCAUUCAGUUAAAAUAUUUUAUAUAUUUUCUUAUUUAAUAUAAUAAGCAAAUUCUCUAUAAAUCAUAAUAAAAAUGUACAAAGGGAAAAGAAAGUACAUUGAAAUUUGGCAGAAAGUUGAAAUUGCUGAAUUUUACAUUCAACACCAAAAUGAGAUGAGCAUGAGAGAUGUUGCUGCAAAGUUUCAUGUCAACUCCUUUAGCUCGAUUUCCGAAUGGGUGAAUAAGCUUGAUGAGUUGAAGAAAUCAGUAAAAUCUGAUAAAAAAAUUAAAAUUAGAAAGCUUCACUCAAUUUCCAGAGCUAGAGAAAGAACUAGUUCAUUGGUUUACUGCAAUCCGUGAGCAAGGUAUUCAGGUUCUCAGAUCAACGAUUGAGGAGAAAGCAAAAAGUUUGGCGGCAGAAAUGGGAUUGGCGCGAUUCGGCUGUGGAGAUAAAUGGUGGCAAGGAUUUAGGACCAGAAAUAAUUUAUCUUUCAGAAAAAUCAAUGCCUCAAGCAUUAAGCCAAUCGAAAAAGAGGCAGAACUUGUCAGGCAAUACCUAGAUGAUUUAGCGUCAUUGCUUCCUCAAUUCGUUCCAUCUAACAUUUACAAUUUCGAUGAAACGAGAUUUGAUUGAGAUGUAAAAAGCAAGUUCACUUAUGAUUUCAAGGAAACUCAACGAAUUCUAGGCGUUCAAUCAGCUAAAAUGAACCAUUUUAUCACUGUUAUGCUUAUGAUUAGAGCUGAUGGAGAAAAAAAAAUGCCUGCUUUGCUCAUUUUUCAAGAGAAAAAUGGCCAGAUCCCGAACCUUGUAAGAGAAAGACUGAAUAUUCCAGAAAAUGUCAUCAUAAAAUCAAAUAAAUCUGGCUACAUUUCUGACCAGAUUCUUAAUGACUACCUCAGAACAAUAUUGAGACGAGAAAACCAACUGCUGAUUUAUGAUCAGGCUGGAAGUCAUAAAACUAUCAUGAUUUCUAAUGCAAUUUCAGAUUUAGAUGCAACCAAAAUUGUGAUCCCUGGAGGGUGCACAAAGUAUUUGCAACCACUUGACGCACUGGUAAUUGCAAAUUUCAAAUCAAAAACAACAGAUUUCAGAAUCAAAUUCCAAACAGAGCAGAUUGAAAGAAGAUCGAAAAGAACUGGAAACCUCAAAGCUCUUGAUCGCCAGCAACUGAUAAACAUUGCUUCAAAGGCGUGAGAUGCUGUAAGCCCUCAACUUGUCAGAAAAUCAUUUGAGUUGACGGGUUCUUAUGGCGUUAAUCAUCCAAAGAUUUUCAGCCAUCAAGUUAAUAUGAAGAAGUUAAUUAUCUAAUCGAUUUCUUCUAUUCAUUUUUUUGUCUUAAAUUUAAAAUUGUUAAAUUCAACCUUUUCACUUAUGGUAUUCUUUUUUUUUAACCCUUUGAAUAAUAUAUCAAACAAACUUAAUAAUUAUUUUUCAAUAUUAUCCUCUUUAUUUGUAUUAAAUAUAGAUAUAAUAAAACUAUAUAUAAAAUUAUAUGUAAAAAAAUUUUUUGUUCGCUCACGGAGGGUGGGUUUUUGACCAAAAAAUAGGGAUUUUUCUAAUGGUUUUGUUCGCUCACGGAGGGGGGGGGGAGUAAGCACGGUGUUUAGCUCACUCCCCCCCCCUCGAAGUUCGACCAAGAUUUUUUUGGUCGAACUUCGAGGGGGGUUAAGAAAAAAUUUUUUUUAAAAAAAAUUAUAUAGAAUUUUUUUUAUAUAAUUUAGUAGUUAAUAGUUAAAAAAACAAAUAUUUAUCAUAUUCUUCUGUAUGGUUGAGAGGGUGUAAGGGUUAGAAAAAAUAAUGCAAGAUGGUUUUGUAACGCUUUUUAGAACUUGAAUACAAAAAUCGCAAACUCACCCCACAUAGUUUAAAAUUUUUGAAAAAUUGCUUAUUUUCCUAGUAAAUUUAUAUAGGUCAUGGUCGAACUUUGAGGGGGGUUAAUUUUCCAAAAAAAAUAGUAAUUUUCCCUAUAUCUUGGUCGAACUUCGAGGGGGGGGAGUCAGUAUGGGGUGGAUGGCUUUGGGAGUCUGCUGAUGACCAUUCAAGCCCAAGUAUUAGUAAUCGGAUGGUUUUUGGGUCAAGGGUUCUUUUCCUGCGGCUCAGAGGGCUGUAGUUUUUUUUUUCCUGGGUGUAAUUCUUCCUCAAGAUAGCCGAUAGGAGGUUUUGGACUGGCCUUUACCCAUAGCACCCUCAAUCAAAUCUAGAAGACCUUAAUACUCUUAAUUAAUUCCCUACCAUGCUCAGCCCUUUUGUGUCUGAUAAAGAUAUAGAAGUUCUUAUCCAAAUCGCAGACCGUGAUAAUAACGGCUCCAUAAACUAUCAAGAAUUCAUGACUUUUUUAUCAAGAAACAAAAUAGGUCCUAUGUCUGCUCUCAAUACCUUAAGAAGUUCUGAAUUCCCAAAAGACUCACUUAAAUACAUCCUCCACAAGUCACUUGAACUGGGAAUUGACUUAUACAAGCUUUGUAAAGAAUUAGACCUGUCAGGCCAAGGGAGCUUGCCAAAGCACGAGUUUUCUACUUUAUUGCUGUCCUUACCUGUAGGUAUAACCGCCAGGGAGCUUGAUAUCGUAAUAGAAAGGGACCUCUCUUAUGAUAAUUUCGGAAAUGUGGACUAUUUAGAUAUUUUUGAAAAAGAAGAGUAUAUAAACUUAGUGGCCGCUGCAAAAAGACCUGGAGUUAUAUUAGUUACUCCAACAGCCCAGGAACAAGCAGCCAUAAUAGAAGAUUUCGCAUUCUUAGACGAUUUUAAUAUUCUGGCAUAUUCUACAAGAGAGCCCAUGACAUCAGUAAUUUUUUUGAAACACAUCAGUGGGAAAAUUCUUGCGAAACUUGUAGGACAUUGGAACGGCUUCCCACCAAUAAUGAAAUAUAUACAAGCACCUAAUGCAAUUAUUUCUGCUGAAAGAAGAGCGCUUAAGCCUCAACUCGCCCAGGUGCCUACAUGUGCAUUGCCACCUUGUGAGCUGCUGUUAUGGAACCUUAAAAAAGAUUUAUUUGACAAAUUCCAAAUAAACCCGCCUUGGACUGUAAAACCUUAUAAAAAAGUACCUGCCCACGACGGGUCUGUAGUAGACAUUGAUUACUUGCCGAUUUCUCAGCUAAUCGUAACAGCCGGAAGUGACCAAUUUAUCAAAUUUUGAAGCCCUACUGGCGUCCCUUAUAAGCUGACAGAGCCUCACAAUCUUCCUGUAUACGCAAAUAAGCCUGGAAAAUACAGACAAAUGCAAGAUCAAUUUACCAAAACAAACCAAGUCUUAAGCUGUGUAGGUGUUAUGAGCACCAAAGACAAGCAUUGUUAUAAAUUACGAGCUGUAAGGCAUAAUAACAGAGAAUGGCUUUUAACCAUGCAUUUAGGAGCUAGCUCAAGCAAACUUGUAUCAGGGACUCUACACACUUGGGCCCUACAAAGGAUGAAUUUAAAUGUCCCAGCUGAGCAGCACGAUUGGCCAGUCCCAGAAAAUAUUAAAAAUUCUUUGGGUGAAUUAUUUAAAUCAUAUAGAAAAAAAAGUAUGCUGGAAUAUAAAGCACAUAUAAAUACCCAGCUAGAAGCAAUUAUGCAGCAGAUGAGGCUAAAUGAGAGCUUAAAAAGGGAGCUUCAUUAUUUAAUUGUAAAAGCUAUACUUUUUGACCAAGGAUUUCCUGAAAUAGUCAAACAAAUAGGAUUUUUACCGUCAAGAAAACAGUUUAAAACAGGAAAUGUCAGCACAAAUGAAUUUUAUAGCGCUCUGUCUCAGUAUGGAGCUUUGCAAGGCAUUAUUUAUCCACAAUUUGAAAUACUUGUAGACAACCUUGAUGUUCAGCUUAGAACAAGCCCAAUUCUUUUAACAAAAACUUAUAAGCACCCUGGAUUUAGCAUUAUUUCGAAAAAAAUACGUGAGCAAAAUUUAAAUAUCAUUGACAAUAUAAAAGAACGUGAAAUAAAAGCUACUGGGAUGAUUUUUAGAAAUACCUUAAAACAGUUCAUAUUAAGCUUAGGUGACAUCACUGAAGGACAAGCUGAAGGGAUGCUAGAUGAGCUUGACCCAAAUGGCCUGACAAAAAUAGAAAUAAAAAAAUUUUUAGGUCUUUUUAAUGAAGAUAUUUUAGCACAAAAAAUUUUAAGCAUUUCUAAGCCGACUGAUAUCAUAAAUUCUUUGCGGGCGUGUAUAUUUCCUAAGCAUGGAUUAAGGCUGCAGUACACAAUAAUAGAGAUGGACGAUAAAUCUACUGGGAAACUUACCUUUGAGCAGUUCGCAAGAUGUUUUAAAAUUUGCCAAAUUUCUAUUGAUAACAAAAAUUAAAUUAAGUUAGCUCUUUGUUUAGAAUCGGCAGAGGAUUUUCACCUCUGCAAGCUCAUCACUCACUGAAGGAGCCCAACUGACGCCGACUGCCUCGAUUCAGUCUCCACCAACCUGACUUGAUUCCAAGACUUCUGGUUUCUUGGUUCGCAGGAUCAGGGCGCAACUCUCAGUCUUGCGCUAGGCAUUGUCUUUAGAGUCCCUAAUUCAAUGUAGGGAUCAUGCCUAAUCAUGGGAACAAUGGCUAACUGUGCCAUUUCAAAUCCUAUGUAAGAAGGAAAAACCCCACAUCCCAGCUAUCAUGCCUUGUGGCACGAAGAAAACCUCUGUCUGUAUACAUUAAAUAUACCGUACCUUUUCUCAACUUGGCUUCUCCACCUGGGCAUUCCCUGAAUCGUCGAAGAAAUUUCAUCAAGAGGUCGAUUAUUCUUCUCCGCCAUAUUAAUCUAUAUCACACAUCUAUUGAUAAUGAUAUUUUGAAGUCCUCUUUUUCUUUAUUUACUGAUGACGAAAACUUGCUUAAAAUUGGGCUAUUUAUUAAAGAAGUAUAUUCUGGCUCAAUUGCCCAGCAGAUUGACGAGGUAGAUUUAUUAUUGACUGAGCUUAAAUGCAGGCUUAUUCAUUUACGUUAUCCUUUAGACGUAUUUUUUGUCGACCAAGGGACAAUUAUUGAGUGUAUUUCUAUUCAAGAAUUUAUUGAUAAAGCAAAAAGUUUAAGCCCAAGCUCUAAUGAAGAAUUGAUACAUAAAGCAGGAAUUUUCUUAGCAAUGCCUUCUAAUAAAACGCCAGGGAUAUUUAGGACUCAUUUUUUAAAGCACAUAAACCGCUUGCCAAAUUCCUUUAAAUUUAACCCGACUGUGCUGCCUGAUAAAGAAUUUUUGAAUAAAUUUAUUUCUGACUGUUUAUUGCUGGAUGAAAAAUUAUUAAAAGAGUGCUUGCAGGAGGUGGCGAAUUCUGAAGGGAUGGUAGGGCCAGUUGAGGUCAGAAGUUUGUUAGAAAAAUAUUAUAAUAUUCCUGGAGCCUCUGGGAUUGCUGACCUUGUAGUAAAAUUGGUUAUGGAUGCCCACAAUUUGCAUUUUUCGCAGUUUUUGACCAAAUUAAGACAAAUUAGUGAAAAAGCACUAAAGCCAAGAGACUCAUGGAAGUGGGAAAUCAGAGAAAUUAUUGAAAAAUGCAGCAUGCAGAGGCCAUUUAAUAGCACAGUUUUAGAAAUAUUCAAUUCUUGGAAUUUGCAGCCAAAACAAGGCUCAGACCGUGUAAUUGAUAUCCACGAUUUUAUUAACACCUUACGUUUUUCUGUCCCAACUAUCCCAGAAAAUGUCCUUUCUAAUUUAUUAAUGCAAGGCCCGACUAUUGAUUAUAAAGAUUUUACUGCUGAAGUUUUCAGAGAUGUCCCUGGGCUUAUGGACAGCAAUAUGAGGUCAAUUGCUACGUUAAAGGUACAGGAUACUGUCGAUAAAGCCCUAGAAAAAAUCAGUCUGACACUGAGAGGCUCACAAAUGUCAAUUAAAAGAGCUUUCACACUUUUUGACGCCAAUGGGGAUGGGUCUAUAAAUACCAAUGAGCUUGGCCAAAUUUUAGGGCUGCUAGACUUUAGGCUAAAUAAUGAAGAAAUCAUGUCGUUGGGUGAGGCUUUUGAUAAAAACCAUGAUGGGAAAAUAGAUUAUAUGGAAUUUAUUGACUCAAUUUUGUCAUAUAGCAAUAUUAAGUCAGGGCAAGAUAUUUCGCAUUGGAGAUCUGCAGCUGCUAAGCUAGCUAGAGGGUUAUUAUUAAGAUUUACUGAGAUAUCCUCAGAAUUUAGAAAAAAAGCAUUAGAAAGGCAGCCUGAUUCAGAAUAUAUUACUUAUAGAGAAUUUAGAGAGAUUUUUGACAGCAUAAAAGGGUUUUCACUGGAAGAUGUUGAAGAGCUUGCAGACUAUGGCAUUGAAGGCACAAAAAAGCAAGACUCUAGUAAUUUGCUUCCUUCUCAGCUAAUCCACCCCUCCGUGAAUAAACGCAAUCUUUGAUCUCUAAGGAGGGAUUUUUAAUUUGUUUAAAAAUAUUUAUGAAAUUUAAUAUAGUCCCUUAUGCAUAUUCCUUUUUACUUACAUAAGUAAAAUAAUUUUUAAAAUGUCUAAAAUGCCAUAGACUCAAUUUUAUAUGUAAUGAUAUGCCAAAAUUAUUGAAAUUUUAAUAUUAAUUUGAAAUAGAUAAGCAAAAUGAAAUAUUACCAAUACAUAUAGAAUUAAUUGGAUAUUUCAUAAAAUAAUAUAACUAUAAUUAUAUAAUAAAAAUUUAAUUCUAAAAAAUAUGAUUUCCAGAGUUUUGCAUUUAAUAAAGAAAGUAAGCAAGCCGACAUAUGCAAUAUCCAAAUCCAACGAAACUAUAAACUUUAUAUUAAUGCUAGAAGUUUCCAAAACCAUUCAACAAGAAUCCAAUAUAAAACAAGAACAAUCUGCAAUGGCUGCUAAAAAUCAAAAACUCCAACAAAAAGCCGAAGAAAAAAAAGUCGCCAACGCAGUCCAACUCAGUUCCUACGUUCUCAAAGAACGACAAAAAGCUCAAGACGAAUUCGAAUCCAAAACCAAUCAACAAGCAAAACAGCUAGAAAAAGAGCUCUUUGAGUACUUAGCCUCCAAGCUAAACGAAAAAGAAGUAUCCCUCAAAGAGUUAUUCACAGAAAUAGACGCCGACCAAACUGGUGAAAUUUCUACCCACGAGUUUGAAGCUUUUAUGAAAAAACUCGGCUACCAUCUGACCCCAGCUGAGCUAAAUGGCUUAAUAAAAGCAAUUGAUAUAAAUUCUGAUGGGUCUGUAUCCUACCAAGAAUUAAGAGACAAACUGAUUGGUUAUGGCUAUGAAGCCACUAAAUAUGACGCAGGAAUAGAGACAUUAGAAAAAAUACAGAAGGAUUUUGACAGGAAAAAUAAAAAGCAGCCAUGCUCUGAAGCUAUGGAAGAGGCUAUAAAGAAAUAUAACUCGCUAGAACAGCUGAAAAGUAUUGUUGAUGAUUUUGGGUAUCUGACACUAAACUUGUAUAAACAAGCAGCCAAAGGGAGGAAAAAAAGAGGAUUGGAGCUGUAUAGUGGGGUUUAUAGAGUAAAUGAAGGGCUAGGGCUUAUAAGGUCAGCUGUUAUAAGAUAUCAGUCACUGCUUGAUCAUUUAGAAGCAUUUGCGUUAGAAAGGAUCAUAAGGGAGUCUAAUUUACUGCUUAUAAAGCAAGACUAUAAUGUCCAGGCUUCUAUUAUACAAGGUGUCAGCCAAGCCUUGAUCCCUAGGAUCCCUUCACAAGAUUUUAAACUUUACCUUGAUACUCUUUAUGUCAUGAAUUUUGCGACAAAACAGUAUUUAGGGGUUUUGCUGACAGACCAGACAGAAAUUCAAGUAACUAUGUAUGGCCCUGAUGGUCUUAGACAUAUUUCAUCUGAUGGGAACCCUCUUGAUUUUCAUCUGAAUAAAGAGCUAGAAUUUCACAUGUUUUUGCAAGAAAGAUUCGCUAAUGUAAUUAAAUGCAUUGGAGUGCAUGAAAAAAGGGUCGGAAAAGACCCGACUGAUAAAGAAGUUUAUGUCAUGUAUGAAAGACUUAAGGGGCUAUGCCUAUUUACAAUGAAAAAAAUUCUACUGGCAAGGCGUUUUCUUAUUUAUUAUCUGUAUAUAGGAUAAAUGGCCAAUAGAAAUUUUAUAUUAUCUAUAACUAGACAUAGAAAUCCAGCAUUUAUUAGACCAAAAUGGUGGGCUGCUUAAAAUUCCAAUACUUUAUAAUACAAAAGCAGCUUUAUAUUUGGCGAAAUUCCUAGGAAAACAACUGCUCAACCUUAUAUACACAGUCCAAACCCACUCUUUUGCACUCAGAAACCUGAACCUCUCUUCCUUUGUGAUCACAGAAAAUGCAGAAAUCAAGCUAAACUCCUUAAAAGGCUCAGGGAAAAUAGAUAUAAAUGGGAAAAUAAUUUCAGCCCCCGACAUUGUCCUUUGCCUUUCUAAUAUUUCUUCUGAAAGUGAUUUUCUCAAUAACCCCUUUUUGGCUCCUGAAUUUAUUUUGCGAAGAGACCAAUCUACCUCUGUAGACGUCUGGAGCUUUGGUGCUAUCUUAUAUUCUCUUUUAUUUGGGGUUCCUCCUCCUUCCUUUUUUGAAGCUUAUAAGAUAUGAUGCAAUUCUAAAGGGUGGUUUCGGGGAUUAAAUUUUUUUUGAAAAAAUAAAUUAAUAUAAAAAAAUAUCAUAAAAAAUCCAUCAGUGAUUUCUCCUGAUUUUCAGCCAAAUUCACAUAUAAUCCCAAGCACAAGUUUUCCUUAUAAUCCAUAUUCAGGGUUUAGAAUAGUCAAAUAUAAAGCAGUAAAUAGAGCAAAUGAUGAUAUAGGGAUCAUUAGAAGCAUAAGAUUAGGGUCUUUUUCAGGAAUAGUGGAUGAUAAUGAAAGCUAUAAAGGAAUAGGUAGUAAAGACCUUCAAGAAAUUUAUGAGCAGUCACUUAAUCUAAAACAUACAACACAUGCUGAGAAAAACGAGCUUGGGCUAAUACUAGAUCUAAUAGCACUUUGUUUACAGAUCGACCCAUUAAAACGGCCAACAAUAAAAGGGUUGCUAUCUUCCCCUAUUUUUGAGAUGGACCAAUUUGAGCAAAAGCAAGCUGAAAGAUUUGCAAGCCAUUUAUUUUAUUAUAAAGACCCAGAGCUGGUGAUUACUCAAAGAGUAUCUGUAGCAUUGCGGCAAAUAAGUGAAAACACUCAAAUAGAAUUUUUAGACACGACCUUGCAGAUAAUCCAUUAUAAUGCAUGACCUCUUUUAGGCUCCUUAAAGAUAUCAUUUUCCAAUAAUAAAUUCCUGCCUAUCUAUAAUUUAAAUAAUUUCUUUUAUAGAUUCUUUAAAUAUCCAAAUAACAGCGCACUUUAUACUUAAAUGCUUGUUUUUUUGAUACUCCAGGAGGUUUUAUGACCGCUAAAAACAUGUCAAAACUCGUCACAGUGAAUUCCUUCACCAUUGAAGAAAAAGACAAAAAGAAACUAGAAGAUUUAAGCUCGCCAAGCUCUGAGCUUAUAAAACAAGCUAUAAAUGAUAAAGUUUUUGACAUGCUUGCUGCUAUUUCUAUUUCUUAUUAUAAAAAAGGAGAAGAAUCAGCUAUAAAAGAAUGUUUAGAACUAUUGACGUAUAUGAAUUUUGAAAUGAAUAUUAAUUUUGAUGCGAUUUUUUUAAAUAUUAUUGCAGAAUUAGGCAUGCCGCCAUGCUGUUACCCAUAUGUGGCUGAAUAUACUAAAAAUAACAAGCACCCUGAUUAUUCUAGUGAAUUAUUGAUGCUGGCUGAAAAUUUUGCCUUACUUAAAAGAGAAAGCUCAAGCGUUACGGCAAGGAGAAACGCGAUAAGGCAUAUCCGGGCUAUGAUUCAGCUUGGAAAUGAAAAUAAAUUAGAAGCUGCAAGAGAUUUCAGGCUUCCCAAGCAUAUUUUGCACUGCCUUCAAGACUCUGAUUUCCAAGUCCGUUUUGAAGCGACCCUUAUUAUGCUCGAAAUUUCUAAAGGCUGCAAAAUAAAAGAAAUCCCAGUCCUAGAAAAAGAAAUUUCAGAAACCAUGGAAAGAGAAGAAAAGAAGCAAGAAGAAGAAAAAAAGCAAAGCGAAAUUAACAAAACUAGCCUAGGAGCUAAGGCAAAUACCUCAAUGACUCAAGGAGAAAAUAAACAAUACCAAACUACAAAACCUACAGUUACUUUUAGGUCUGACACAAAACCAGCCGCAGCCACUUAUAAAUCUGACGCUAAACCUCCUACUAAGACUGCCCCUAUAGGAAAAAUCGAAUAUACCGAAGAAUUCUUAAAACUAGAAAAAGAAAGAGAACUUAAAGUGUUAGAAAUUAAGCGAGAUAUCGCCAAAUGCUUUGAAAACCCUAUUUUUAUAGCUCCAAUCGUCAGACUUGUGAAGCUAAAAUCCGAGCCUUAUGACACCAAAGAUGCAGCUGUCAAAAUUUUAUUCGCAGUACUCAAUGGUACUGAAAAGUGCCAAGACGCUGCCUUGUGCCCUGCCACAGACACUUUAUCGACCCUCUGCAAGUGUCUGGUGAUUUCCAAUAGAACAGCAGACACCAAGAGUGGCAAAAACCUAGCAAUGAUUUUAAGAAACUUAUUUACAGAAUUUUUAGAAAAAGUAAGGCCAAAGCUGCUGAAAGCUAUUAUGGCUACCCCAGGUGCUGAAGCUUUAUUGCGAGAGCAAGGAAUUGGGUUUCAGCAGUAA
Messenger RNA from Blepharisma stoltei, 14726 nucleotides. The record is from the annotation of a GenBank genome assembly. Lineage: Eukaryota; Ciliophora; Heterotrichea; Heterotrichida; Blepharismidae.